CAUAUUAGAUUGUCAAUGCGCCAUACAUAUUUUCAGCGUGUUGGAAGGCUGUUAAACCUCUCUUGCAAGAAAGGACAGAGGAAAAUUCAGGUGCUUCAAGGUUGUGGACGGGAUGAGUUACUCAACAUAAUGAAUUAUUCGUCCCUUCCACAUUUUUGUCGCAAGGAAGGUUCCGGGUCAUCACGAAAUAGCAGCAAUGGAACUGUAGAUAAUUGUUUCUCAUUAGACCACACCUACCAUCAACAGCUUUACGAUUACAUAAAGCAACAAGCUACACUUGUAGAGACUGGUAGGCCAAUCAAACAGGGAUCAGUUCAUGUAGAUUUUCCCGAGCCGGAUCCAGAAGAUGCCAAGAUUGCAAACACCAUCAAAUCCGAGUUCCAGAAGCUUGCAGACCAAAAUGGUACAUCCAACUCACUGAAUGGCCAUAAAGUAAAUGGUGAUUAGAUCUUUACAUAAUACUGAUCACAAAAAUUGUUACCAAUAUGUUACUCGAAAGUCGACACUUCGACAGGAAAAGGCUAAUGUACCUACAUUAGAAUGAGAGGUCUUGUGGUAUUUGAAUUAUGAAAUGUAAUAGCAGAGUUUUCUUGCACAGGAUCGAAUCCGAGAUCCGAUGUGGGUCUAGCAGACUUCUAAUCUGGUGUAACUUGAUAAUGCCUCCUUUGGGUGGAUAAUAGCAAAUGAUUUUUACCAAAUUAUCUGUAGGAAGCAUGGUAUUGACAGUCAUAAUUGCUUCUGGGAU
Hibiscus syriacus is the source of this 745-nucleotide messenger RNA. RefSeq lists its product as uncharacterized. Lineage: Eukaryota; Viridiplantae; Streptophyta; Magnoliopsida; Malvales; Malvaceae. The transcript has 3 exons. The record is from RefSeq and is a predicted model, not a curated record. The coding region runs from base 16 to 447 and encodes 143 amino acids.